GACCGUUGCUUGGCAGACACUGGAUGGUUAUGAGCCUGAACAAGCUGAAAAGGGGCAGGAAAAGAAGUGGAGGCAGCAUUCUUCCUAUUUAAAAGCUGCUUCGCUUGAAAAAAGUUUUCGCAGACUGUGCUAGAGCCGGUGCUGAAAAAGAGGGCUUGCAGAGUCUGCCCUGGGGCUGGUGCUGAAAGAAGAGCCCGCAGCUGACUUCAUGGUGCUACAAUAACCUUAGAAUCUGCUUUUCACUCUCAGAGGACCCACAUGUCUAAUAUUUAGACAUGAUGGCAAACUGGGUGGAAGCAAGACCUCUCCUCAUUCUUGCUGUUUUAUUAGGGCAAUUUGUCUCAAUAAAAGCCCAGGAAGAAGGCGAGGAUGAGAGUUAUGAUGAAGAAAUAGCCUGCACACAGAAUGGCCAGAUGUACUUGAACAGGGACAUUUGGAAACCUGCCCCUUGCCAGAUAUGUGUCUGUGACAAUGGAGCUAUUCUUUGUGACAAGAUACAGUGCCAAGAUGUGCUUGACUGUGCAGAUCCUAUCACUCCUCCUGGGGAAUGCUGUCCAGCCUGUCCACAUACAACUGGCAAUAGCAACACCAAUUUUGGUAGAGGAAGAAAGGGACAAAAAGGAGAACCAGGAUUAGUGCCUGUUGUAACAGGCAUACGUGGUCGUCCAGGACCAGCAGGACCUCCAGGGUCACAAGGACCAAGAGGAGAGCGAGGCCCAAAAGGAAGACCUGGUCCCCGUGGUCCUCAGGGUAUUGAUGGAGAACCAGGUAUUCCUGGUCAACCUGGUGCCCCAGGCCCUCCUGGACAUCCAUCCCACCCAGGACCUGAUGGCAUGAGCAGGCCAUUUUCAGCUCAGAUGGCUGGUUUGGAUGAAAAAUCUGGACUCGGGAGUCAAAUGGGAAUGAUGCCUGGCUCUGUGGGUCCUGUUGGCCCAAGAGGACCACAAGGAUUACAAGGGAAGCAAGGUGGUACUGGCCCCACAGGACCUCCUGGUGAACCUGGUGAUCCUGGACAAAUGGGCCCAAUUGGUACACGUGGACCAGAGGGCCCUCCUGGGAAACCUGGUGAAGAUGGUGAAGCUGGUAGAAAUGGAAAUCCUGGUGAAGUGGGAUUUUCAGGAUCUCCAGGAUCUCGAGGCUUUCCUGGGGCUCCUGGUCUUCCAGGCCUGAAGGGUCACCGAGGACACAAAGGUCUUGAAGGCCCUAAAGGUGAAGUUGGAGCACCUGGUUCCAAGGGUGAAGCUGGCCCAACUGGUCCAUUGGGUGCUAUGGGUCCUCUGGGUCCGAGAGGAAUGCCAGGAGAGAGAGGGCGACUUGGGCCACAAGGUGCUCCAGGGCAACGAGGUGCUCAUGGAAUGCCUGGAAAACCAGGGCCAAUGGGUCCUCUUGGGAUACCUGGAUCUUCUGGUUUUCCAGGAAAUCCCGGAAUGAAGGGCGAAGCCGGUCCCACUGGGGCACGAGGCCCAGAAGGUCCUCAGGGACAGAGAGGUGAAACUGGACCACCAGGUCCAGUUGGCUCGCAAGGUCUUCCUGGUGCAGUGGGAACUGAUGGUACUCCUGGUGCCAAAGGCCCAACGGGCUCUCUGGGUACCUCUGGUCCUCCCGGGUCAGCGGGCCCUCCUGGAUCUCCAGGACCUCAAGGUAGCACUGGAACUCCAGGAAUUCGAGGCCAGCCGGGUGAUCCAGGAUUUCCAGGUUUUAAAGGAGAAGCAGGACCAAAAGGGGAACCAGGGCCACAUGGUAUUCAGGGUCCAAUUGGCCCACCUGGUGAAGAAGGCAAAAGAGGUCCCCGAGGUGAUCCAGGAACAGUUGGUCCUCCAGGCCCAGUGGGAGAAAGGGGUGCUCCUGGAAAUCGUGGUUUUCCAGGCUCUGAUGGUUUACCUGGACCAAAGGGGGCUCAAGGAGAGAGGGGGCCUGUAGGGUCUUCGGGACCUAAAGGAGGUCAGGGGGAUCCAGGACGUCCAGGUGAACCUGGGCUGCCAGGUGCUCGGGGUCUGACAGGAAAUCCUGGUGUUCAAGGUCCUGAAGGAAAACUUGGACCUUUGGGUGCUCCAGGGGAGGACGGGCGUCCAGGUCCUCCAGGCUCCAUAGGAAUCAGAGGGCAGCCUGGGAGUAUGGGUCUGCCAGGCCCCAAAGGUAGCAGUGGUGACCUUGGAAAACCUGGAGAAGCAGGAAAUGCUGGUGUUCCAGGGCAGAGGGGAGCUCCUGGAAAAGAUGGUGAAGUUGGUCCUUCUGGUCCUGUGGGUCCCCCGGGUCUAGCUGGGGAAAGAGGAGAACAAGGACCUCCUGGCCCCACUGGCUUUCAGGGACUUCCUGGUCCCCCAGGACCUCCUGGGGAAGGUGGGAAGCCAGGAGAUCAGGGUGUUCCUGGAGAUCCUGGAGCAGUUGGCCCAUUAGGACCUAGAGGAGAACGUGGAAACCCUGGGGAAAGAGGGGAACCAGGAAUAACCGGACUCCCUGGUGAGAAAGGAAUGGCUGGGGGCCAUGGUCCUGAUGGUCCAAAAGGAAGUCCAGGCCCAACUGGGACUCCUGGAGAUACAGGCCCACCAGGUCUUCAAGGUAUGCCUGGAGAAAGAGGAAUUGCAGGAACUCCCGGCCCCAAGGGUGACAGAGGAGGCAUGGGCGAGAAAGGUGCGGAAGGCACAGCUGGGAACGAUGGAGCAAGAGGUCUCCCUGGCCCCUUGGGCCCUCCAGGUCCUGCAGGUCCCACUGGAGAAAAGGGUGAACCUGGUCCUCGAGGUUUAGUUGGUCCUCCUGGUUCCCGUGGCAAUCCUGGUUCUCGUGGUGAAAAUGGCCCAACAGGGGCUGUUGGUUUUGCUGGACCCCAGGGUCCUGAUGGGCAGCCUGGUGUGAAAGGUGAACCUGGAGAGCCAGGACAAAAGGGAGAUGCUGGUUCUCCUGGACCACAAGGUCUGGCAGGAUCCCCUGGUCCUCACGGUCCUAAUGGUGUACCUGGACUAAAGGGUGGUCGAGGAACUCAGGGUCCACCUGGUGCUACAGGAUUUCCUGGUUCUGCCGGUAGAGUUGGACCUCCAGGACCUACUGGAGCUCUAGGACCAGCAGGAGCCUUAGGGGAUCCUGGGAAGGAGGGACCUCCAGGUCUUCGUGGGGACCCCGGCUCUCAUGGGCGAGUGGGAGAUCGAGGACCAGCUGGACCUCCUGGUGGACCAGGAGACAAAGGGGACCCAGGAGAAGAUGGGCAGCCUGGUCCAGACGGUCCCCCUGGUCCAGCUGGAACUACGGGGCAAAGAGGAAUUGUUGGCAUGCCUGGGCAACGUGGAGAGCGAGGCAUGCCUGGCCUUCCAGGCCCAGCGGGCACACCAGGAAAAGUAGGACCAACUGGUGGGCCAGGAGAUAAAGGUCCACCAGGACCUGUGGGACCCCCAGGCUCAAACGGUCCUGUAGGGGAACCUGGACCUGAAGGUCCUGCUGGUAAUGAUGGAACUCCAGGACGGGACGGUGCUGCUGGAGAACGUGGUGAUCGUGGAGACCCUGGGCCUGCAGGUCUGCCUGGAUCUCAGGGUGCUCCUGGAACCCCUGGCCCUGUUGGUGCUCCUGGAGACGCAGGGCAGAGAGGAGAUCCGGGUUCUCGAGGACCUAUAGGACCACCUGGUCGAGCUGGAAAGCGUGGCUUACCUGGACCCCAAGGACCUCGUGGUGACAAAGGUGAUCAUGGAGAUCGAGGUGACCGAGGCCAGAAGGGUCACAGAGGUUUCACUGGCCUUCAAGGUCUUCCUGGACCACCUGGUCCAAAUGGUGAACAAGGCAGUGUGGGAAUCCCUGGACCUUUUGGUCCAAGAGGUCCCCCAGGCCCAGUUGGUCCUUUAGGGAAAGAAGGAAAUCCUGGGCCACUCGGGCCAAUUGGACCUCCAGGUGUGCGGGGCAGUGUAGGAGAAGCAGGGCCUGAGGGUCCUCCUGGUGAGCCUGGUCCUCCUGGCCCUCCAGGUCCCCCCGGCCACCUGACGGCUGCCCUUGGUGAUAUUAUGGGGCAUUAUGAUGAGAACAUGCCAGAUCCACUUCCAGAGUUCACUGAAGAUCAAGCGGCACCUGAUGAGAAAAACAAAACAGAUCCAGGGGUCCAUGCCACCCUGAAGUCCCUCAGUAGUCAGAUUGAAACCAUGCGCAGCCCUGAUGGCUCAAAAAAACACCCGGCCCGGACCUGUGAUGACUUAAAGCUUUGCCAUCCCACAAAGCAGAGUGGUGAUUACUGGAUUGACCCUAACCAGGGAUGUGUUGAAGAUGCAAUCAAAGUUCACUGCAACAUGGAAACAGGAGAAACCUGUAUUUCAGCAAACCCAUCCAGUAUACCACGUAAAACCUGGUGGACAAGCAGAUCUCCUCACCAGAAGCCUGUUUGGUAUGGUCUUGAUAUGAAUAGAGGGUUUCAGUUUGUUUAUGGAGAUCACCAGUCACCUAAUACAGCCAUUACUCAAAUGACCUUCUUGCGCCUUUUGUCAAAAGAAGCCUCACAGAACAUUACAUACAUCUGUAAAAACAGUGUAGGGUACAUGGAUGAUCAAACCAAGAAUCUCAAGAAAGCUGUGGUCCUCAAAGGGUCUAAUGACUUAGAAAUCAAAGGAGAAGGAAACAUUAGAUUCAGAUAUACAAUUCUUCAAGAUACUUGCUCUAAACGAAAUGGAAAUGUGGGCAAGACUGUCUUUGAAUAUAGAACACAGAAUGUGGCACGCUUGCCCAUCAUAGAUCUUGCCCCUGUGGAUGUUGGUGGCACAGAUCAAGAAUUUGGCAUUGAAGUUGGGCCAGUUUGUUUUGUGUAAAGUAAGCUGAGACACACCAACAAUGACCACAACCACCACCAUCGAUGACCAUCACCAUUCACAAGAACUUUGACUGUUUGAAGUUGAUCCUGAGACUCUUGAAGUUUUGGCUGAUCCUGAAUCAGCACUGUAUAUAUGGUCUUAAGUGCCUGGCCUCCUUAUCCUUCAGAAUAUUUAUUUUACUUACAAUCCUCAAGUUUUAAUUGAUUUUAAAUAUUUUUCAAUACAGAAGUUUAGGUUUAAGAUGACCAAUGAAAAUGACCACCUUUAAAAAAAAAAAAGUAAACUGAUUGAAUAAAUAAAUCUGUUUUCUUCAAUUUA
Orycteropus afer afer is the source of this 5096-nucleotide messenger RNA. It is a transcript of the gene COL5A2, whose product is annotated as collagen type V alpha 2 chain. NCBI's taxonomy places the organism in Eukaryota, Metazoa, Chordata, Mammalia, Tubulidentata, Orycteropodidae. The record is from RefSeq and is a predicted model, not a curated record. Gene Ontology annotation, molecular function: extracellular matrix structural constituent; protein binding.